This is a messenger RNA of Lodderomyces pseudojiufengensis, 1245 nucleotides long. RefSeq lists its product as uncharacterized. Gene Ontology annotation, biological process: fungal-type cell wall organization. The transcript has a single exon. The record is from RefSeq and is a predicted model, not a curated record. Lineage: Eukaryota; Fungi; Ascomycota; Pichiomycetes; Serinales; Debaryomycetaceae. The coding region runs from base 1 to 1245 and encodes 414 amino acids. Gene Ontology annotation, cellular component: cell cortex of cell tip; plasma membrane.
AUGAUGUUCAAUUGCUUUAGAGUAAUACUAGUAUUUUUUCUAGUUGCAUGUUUAGUAUUAUCAUGUUUUGCAUUAACAGGAUCAUGGAAAAAUGAAGAAUAUUUAACAGGAACAUUUUUAAUAAAUUUUCAUUUAAAUAGAUUAGAUUUAAGACAAAUUAUAAAUUCAUCAAUUGGUGGUAAUAAUAAAUUUAAAAGAGAAGAUAAUUUUUUUAAAUUUAAUAAAAGAGAAGAUACUGUACCAACAGGUACUACUACCACUGAUAGUCCUAUUCCAUCAAAUGCUCAAAAUUGGAUUAAUGCAGCAACAAGUUUAAUAAAUGAUCCAAAUUUAGUAUCACAAUUUGAUUCAGUUACUUCAUCAUUAGGUGUAUCCGUUCCAACAAGUGUUCCAACAGAUAAUAUAAAUGGUUAUUAUACAACUAUUUCUGCAGCAAUAGCAGAUUUAUUAAAUAAUGUAACACCACAAGAAUUAGGUAUUGCAGAUGUUUAUUCAACAAGUUAUUGGGGUUAUUGUAGAGGAUUUUUCCAAAAUAAUGGUACUUCACCAACUCAAGUAUUUGAUAAUUCAUUAGGUAGAUUUAUUGAUGAAAAUUUUGAUAAUUCAAAUGUAAAUUAUACUUGGUGUUCUCCACCUACACCUGGUUUUUUCUUUGAUCCUUUUGAAAUUAUUAAACUGGAAUUAAAUAAUACUUUACAAGGAAUAUCAUUAGAUUCUCAAUCCACGGUUAUAAAUCAAUUAUCUCAACAAUAUUUAAGUGAAAUUGAAAUUUUAAUUAAUAAUUUAACUCCUGAAGAUUUAAAUUUACCAGGAAAUUUACAAAAUGAUUUAAAAUUAUUAAAUAAUAUAACAAAAGCUUCUUUUGCUUUACUUUUGGUAACUAUUUGUUUAUCAUUUAUUGCUAUAGUUAUUCAAUUUAUGGGAUGUUGUUGUUCACCAAAUAAUUGUUGUUUAUCAGUUUUAAAUUUUAUUUUCCAAUUAUUAAUUUUUAUCAUAGCUAUUAUUAGUGCUGGUUUAGUUACAGGAGCAUUUAUAUUUGUUAGAAGAAAAGUGAAUGAUGAAAUUGGGGAUUUUGGUAUAAAAUCAUUUUUAUCAAUAAAUUUUUAUGCUUUUAUUUGGUCAGCUUCAAUGGCUGCUUUAUUAGUUGUUAUUUUCAGUUUAUUAGGUCAUUGUUGUGGAAUGUUUGGUUCUGGUAGAAGAAAAUAUAGACAAGUUUCCGCUUAUGAACAUAAAGAACCAAUGUAA